GGAUACCCCGCUAUGGAGGAGGUGGCGCGAAUGGAGCAAGAGCAGAUCACACCUGUUACGACGCCGCAAGGGAGACAUCGCGAAGAUGCAGGAACCGGGACAUCUGCGGCGACGCCACGUGUGCAAACAAGCAGUCGGCGAACGAGGAUCUGGCGGUGCGGCGACGUCACGUGUACAACAAGCAGUCGGCGAGCGAGGAUCUGUCGGUGCGGGAGAUGCGACCAUGCUUGGAGAUCAGGUGCAGGUUCGCGGCGCCGCUGCGGUCGUGGGCGAAGCGGCGGGCACACCUCGUGAAACGGGAGGAGGGGGGCGGAAGGCCGAGGAGGCGGCGAGGACAUUGGAGAUCCCCCGCGCGGAGAAGAGAAAGGCGGUGGAGGACGACGAGCCGCUUGUUAACAGGGUCCUCAAAGGUGGAGUGGUGAAAGAACUGGCUGAUCGGGCGAAACUAUGGGUGGACGACAAGUCUUUCUGGAUGUCGGGGGAGGGCCGCAGGCUGUACAACAUAGUGAACGACGCACGGGAGUACCUCGUCGCCAUUGCCCGAGGAGUUCCUUUGCCGAAGGUCCCCAGAAGUGUAGCCUUGCGGAGGUCGAACGUCACGGUGACGAGGCUCACUGAUUCCACGCAGUUGCAGCGGGCGACUAAUCGCGCGUCGAAGUGCCAGAACGUGGUGAUGCGUGCUUACAUCGAAGACAGGCCCCGGGACGAUGACAUGGCUGCUUACCUGGAAGCGACUGUCAUGCGACUGAUUGCUGCGUUCAACGCGGCGGUAGAAAUAGGGAAUGCGAUGGAUGGAGGAUGCACAAGUCAGGACCGUUUGUCCCGUGUUGCGGAGAGCUUGAAGGUCCUCUUGGCGGCUGCCAUGUGGAUAAUGCGAUUGGCGGGAGACGAUCCGAGGUCCCACUAUGAAGCUUUCUACUUAUGCAACCUCAUCGCGAAGCCCGUUAUGGUGGCGUCCAUGCGCCGCAUCUUCGAUCAUCGUCGCCACACCUUGGCCGCCGCGAACGCCGCAACCGAGCGACUGGGGAAAGCGCAGUUGACGUUGGAGGGUGCUGACGGUGAUGAUGAUGACCACGUUGAUGAUGACGACGAUGACGACGAUGAUGAUGAUGAUGAUGGCGACGAUGAUGAUGAUGAUGACGACCACGAUGAUGAUGAUGGUGAUGAUGGCGUCAAUGGUGAUUGUGAUGAUGAUGAUGAUGAUGAUGAUGAUGAUGAUGACGACGAUGAUGAUGAUGUUGAUGAUGAUGAUGAUGAUGAUGAUGAUGAUGAUGAUGAUGACCACGACGAUGAUGAUAACCUGUCGGAGGUGGUGCGGGCAAGGUACUUCUUUGUGUUUGUUUUCGGUCGAGCAGGGCGCCGCUCGACGUUGUAAAUACAGUGGACUCGGAAGUGCGAUCGGUUCAGCAGGGGUCUUUUCGUGUUGUUGCAGAUAUCU
Molecule: messenger RNA, 1438 nt
Organism: Chara braunii
Lineage: Eukaryota; Viridiplantae; Streptophyta; Charophyceae; Charales; Characeae
Source: the annotation of a GenBank genome assembly